This is a messenger RNA of Dichotomopilus funicola, 600 nucleotides long. RefSeq names its product trimeric LpxA-like protein. The coding region runs from base 1 to 600 and encodes 199 amino acids. Gene Ontology annotation, cellular component: dynactin complex. NCBI's taxonomy places the organism in Eukaryota, Fungi, Ascomycota, Sordariomycetes, Sordariales, Chaetomiaceae. The record is from RefSeq and is a predicted model, not a curated record. The transcript has 2 exons.
AUGUCCUCCCGACGCGCCCCCCGCGGCGAAUACAUCGAGACCGACACCGGCAACAAAGUGGCCCGCAAGGCCACGCUGGUCGGGACGCAAAACAUCAUGCUCGGCGGCAAGACGGUUAUCCAGCCCGAGGUGAUGAUCCGCGGCGACCUGAUCCGCACCGCCCAAGCCCCGUCACAGGCUGCGGCCGGCGCAGCUCCGAAUAACACGGCAGUGUCCAUUGGGCGGUACUGCUUUCUCAGUCGGGGGUGUUGUUUGCGCCCGCCGGGGCGGCCCUAUAAGGGUGCCUUCACCUUCAUGCCCCUCCGCAUCGGCGACCACGUCUUCGUCGGCGCGAGCACCGUCGUGCAAGCCGCUACGAUCGGAAGCCACGUCCACAUCGGCUCCAAGGUGGUCGUCGGCGAGUUUGCCAUCAUCAAAGACUACGUGCGGAUCCUCGACGGCACCAUCGUGCCCCCACACAUGGUUAUCCCUAGCUUUAGUAUCGUCGCAGGCCAACCGGCACGCCUGAUCGGGGAGGUGCCUGAGGGUGGAAUUGAUGCGUUUGAGCUGAGGGAUCUGUACAAAACCGUGGGGAAUAACCCGCAUCCUGCGCCGGUUUGA